AUGUCGUACACGUUUUCGGUGGCGUACCAGAACAGCGUCAAGAAGGUCACGUGCAGGCCCACGGCCAGCGUGAACCAGUUGGUGGCGCUUCUGCUCGACAAAUUCAAGCUUGCCCCCACCACAAACGGCACCUUGGCCCAUGGGUCCAGGACGCUCGAUGGCUUGACGCCGGUGCGGCUCGCCGGGCUCGUCAACAACGCCACGCUCAUUCUCAAGACCGCUCUGGGCCCCUACGAGGCUGCCCUCAAGCUCGUGGGGUCCGUGGAUGGCGUGCCCGUGGCGCAAAUCUUGAAGGUGCAGUCCGACGCCACCUUGCCGCAACUAGUCACGCAAUUGCUCGGCAGUUUGGGCGCCGGGGCGGGGCCCGGGGACAGGCGGGUGGAGUUGGGCGCCAUGCGGCUCGUCGUGCGGAGCCUGCAGCCCGAGUUUGCGGCCAUGACCGUGGGUGCUCUAGUGGGGUUUUCGCCCAAUGCGGUGGUGCGAGUGGCCAUCGGCGACGAGACAGCCGCGGCCCAGACCGCCGGGCCGGCGCGGCGGCAAGGCCGCCCAGACGAGGGCGCCCGGACCCCGGAGCCGGGCGCCGCCUCGGCCCGUGGAAAUGCCGCCGUCUUAGCCUCGGCCCACGAAAACGCCGAUUCCACCGGCCAGCACCACCAAGGGCCCGGGGCCGGGCGGCUCGGGGCCGUGGAUCUGCAGGGGGGACGCGGGCACCAAACGGCCCUGCCCCCGGGCAUCCGCGAGCCUUUAAAGGCCCCCCAGCGGCAGGAAACGACGCCAGAACUGCCCCUCCGGGGCCUGUCUCCUGGCGCAUCUCUGGCCACGGCGGACCGCCAGAGGGCCCGUCCGGCCGCCUUCGCUGCGGCACAAACCCAAAUCACGCCGGCUGCGCCGGAAAGUGCCGAGGUCUGGGCGUUGCCGGUGGAGACCAGCGACACCGUCUACGAGCCCGUGUCUUCCACCGCGCCGUACGAGAACCCCGCCGAGGACUACGAAUUGACGUCCAAGCAGGCGGAAAAAUACUACCAGAUGCUCCGGGCGAUGCAGGGCCGGCCCGCGGCCCGGAAGAAGGCCACCAGGCCGGCGAGAUACACGAUCCGCAUCCGAUUUCCUGACCGCACGCUCCUCGACUUGCACUUCGAGGACCCGGGCACCAAAUUGGGCCAGUUGUUGAAGAAGCUCGACUCGUAUCUCCUCCCGCCACACAGCCACAACUACCGGCUCCGAAACGGGCUGCCGCCAUGCGAGCCGGUUGCGGUUGGGUUUGAUGCCAACAACACGGCGCUUCACCACCACCCGCUAUUCCAGCUGGAAAAGAUCCUCUUGAUCUGGGAAUCGCGCGACCCAGCCCCCGGCCCCUACCUCAAGCCGGAGCUACAAAGAAAAGAUGUGAGUGAGUUGCCGACAGUGGUUUUGGAUACCCACAGAGGCAAUCUCGAGGCCGAAGACGAGACUACGGGGGGCGUGAAAAACACCUUUGGCAGAGAGGGCAAGGAGACUGCCAAGCCGAAGAAAACGGGAAUGCCAAAGUGGUUCCGGCCAUAG
This is a messenger RNA of Metschnikowia bicuspidata var. bicuspidata NRRL YB-4993, 1542 nucleotides long. RefSeq lists its product as uncharacterized. Lineage: Eukaryota; Fungi; Ascomycota; Pichiomycetes; Serinales; Metschnikowiaceae. The transcript has a single exon. The record is from RefSeq and is a predicted model, not a curated record. Bases 1 to 1542 code for a protein of 513 amino acids.